GGAAACUCCUCCCAUUACAAGAGAGAGUUCAGCGUCUUGGAUUGUAGAGACAGAGUAUGUCAACACACAAUGAAAUCAAGAUUGCUCGAGCUGGUGCGUAAAGGAUAAUGCCAAGGAAGAGGCCACAGUGAGCGAAAAUAUGGAUAUAAGACUCAACAGUACUUGUGUUUAGCAAAAAGUCCUCUACGGUUGUCCUGCAAAGGUCAGCGAACAAAUGACAAUUUGCCUUCAUUAAUCCAUUUGAAUAAUAAAACAGAAACUCGUACACCUAUAACUGAAGUUAAGAAGAAUAAUCCAAGAUGUACCAAGUAGUCCCAGGAGGAGCCGGGGGAACAAUUACCGAUGGCAUGCCUAUCAAAAAGAUGGACAAAGAGAGUCGCCCUCUAGUGGGGGCUGGAGUUAUUGGGGUAAUUCUGGUUAUUGUGGCUGUGACCGCAUGGUGUUAUUAUAUCGCCUCCCUUCGUAAAGCCGACCUACUGAAGACGGAAUUACUCGAUCUGAAUAAGGAUGGAUUUCUUAUUCGCAACCAGGGUGGUGGGAUUGUGCUGAAGAUGGGAUUCAGGUCCGGCACACUUGAUCUUGACUCCUGUUCUAAGGAGGGAGUGAUCCUACGUUGCUCACGCUCAUUUGCCGGUAAGGUCAACUUCUUCAUCAUGACCGUGAAACCAAAAGAGACCGUGAUGUGUUACCGUGUGCGCUGGGAGGAGCUAGAAUCCGAUCGCCCUGUGGAACAUGCCAUGUCCUACAAUGAAUCACAUUGGUACGGUGGUGCUGAGACUGCAGUUCAACAUUGGCCAAUUGCCAUCUCAGGACAGCAGGCACCCAAACCUUUUGUCACCAGUGACGUGUACUCCAAUCGCAAUGACUUUGGCGGCAUUCUGGAGCGCUACUGGCUCUCCUCCAAUGCUACGGCCAUUAAGAUCAACGACUCUGUGCCCUUCCAUCUGGGUUGGAAUGAUACAGAGAAAACCAUGUACUUCCAGGCACGAUAUCAAGACAGUCCAUACAAACCUGCACCUGGCCGGCCUCCAUACGCUGAGCUGAGCUACCGAGUCUGCGUGGGCCCGGAUGUGACCUCCAUCCACAAAGUCAUGGUUCGCAGAUACUUCCCCAAACCGAACAAAGUGCCUGCCAAAGAAAUGUUCAGGCACCCUAUAUGGUCCACGUGGGCUUUACAUAAAACCAACAUCAACCAAGAAAAGCUUUUGAGUUACGCAGAGAAUAUCCGCAAGCACGGUUUUAACUGUAGCCACCUUGAACUUGAUGAUCGCUACACUAAACAUUACGGAGAGUUUGAGUUUGACCAACAGAAAUUCCCAAACGCUUCUGCCAUGUUUCAAAAGCUCAAAGCAGACGGCUUGUUGAUAUCUUUGUGGACACACCCUUUUGUGAAUUACGAUUCGUCGAAUUUCGGACUAUGCGUAGAGAAAGGCCUGUUCGUGAUGGAGCCAACAGGUCAACUUCCUGCACUUGUUAAGUGGUGGAACGGCAUCGGAGGAAUUCUCGACUUCACCAAUCCUGAUGCUCGAAACUGGUUUUUGUCGCAGCUACGUUCCUUACGCUCCAAAUAUGGGGUUUCCUCCUUUAAGCUGGAUGCCGGCGAGACCAACUACCUCCCCUGGCAGUUCAGAACCCGAGCCCACCUCCCCGACCCCAGCACCUUUACGCGACGCUACACGGAAAUGGCAAUCCCCUUCAACGAGCGAGCCGAGCUUCGAUCUGGCUACGGUUCUCAGAACAUCUCAUGUUUUUUCCGUCUCAAUGACCGGGACUCCGUCUGGGGCUACGAGCUGGGUCUAAAGUCACUGAUCCCGACCGUUCUCACCAUAAGCAUCCUAGGUUACCAGUUCAUUCUGCCCGACAUGAUUGGAGGCAACGCCUAUCCGAACCGUACCGAUGGGAACGGCAGACUGCCAGACCGUGAGCUCUACAUCCGCUGGCUGGAGCUGUCCGCUUUCAUGCCCUCCAUGCAGUUUUCCAUCCCUCCAUGGGAGUAUGAUGAAGAGGUGGUGUCUAUUGCUCAAAAGUUCACAGAGCUGCACGAGACGCUGGUGGCUCCGAGGGUAAUCGAGCUGGCUGGAGAAGUUCUGGAUACCGGAGAUCCCAUAAUUCGCCCGUUGUGGUGGAUUGCCACCAGCGAUGAGACUGCGUAUCAAAUUGAUUCUCAGUUUCUGAUAGGAGAUGAUUUGAUGGUGGCGCCGGUUCUGGAACCUGGCAAGCAGGAAAGAGAUAUAUACCUGCCGGCCGGACGCUGGACAAGUUACAAAGGAGAACGAUACGAUAACAAAGAGCCGAUACAUCUGACGGACUAUCCGGUGGAUCUCGACGAACUUGCGUAUUUCGAAUGGGUUAAGUAAGACUUUGGAGGGGAGCGUCUUGUGUUUAGUGCAUGUAUUUCAUUUUAAGCUCGAUGAUCAUUUGUUUCAGGGGUUUUCCUGACAGUACUAGGUUUCUCAGUUUUCACAAGAUGUGAAAAAAGAACAAUUUGUCUCUUGUGACUACUGAGCUGCAAUGUUGCACAUUUAAGAAUUUCUUUUCAGAAAAAGCUUGGCUGUGUUUGUUCUUUUGUUAUUACAUUUAACAUGCAGCUUGUGCAUUAAUUCUGUGCCUUUAUACAGUGAUUGUCUUUCAGAUGCUAUAGUUUUCAUCCAAGCCUAUAUCUUAACAGAAAAUAGCAUCCACACAUGCCAUAAACUGAAAAUAUGGUUAGGUGUCGGAUGUGUUGGAUUGCUGUGAUAGGCAAUUUUGCACAAUGACGUUUAAUGUUCCUCAAGUUUUCUCAUCUGCUUUUUAAAAAAGGGAAAUUUGAUCAUUACUGUAUAUACUGUAAGCCUUCGUGUCUUACUAGGUGAUAAAUGCUGUCUAAUGUUCUCUGUAGAGCUACUUGAUUUCAAUGGAAUGUACGAAUUUGCAAAUAUGUUUAAAAUAUACAUUCAGGUUUGAAAUGACAAGAGAGUGAAUAUAUGAGGAAUUUUCGUUUUAAAGGAUUGAAUUGUUUUUCAGGUGAACUAUCCCUUUUAGUAAGACAGUGCAUGCGGCACAAUCGAGCAUAUUAUCAGCAUGAUCCUGACAUAAUCAGAUUUAAUGUCUGCAAAUGCCCAGUCUUUUUUGUUACUCCACUGCUGUACUUUUUCAUCAUUCAGUGCCAAAAAACAUCACCCAGAGGCCUUGUCUCAAGCAUUACUGCCACAUUUCCUGUCCCAUGCGAACCCGUAUUUGUUUUGUAUUCAUCUCAUCUUGAUUGUUUUGCUUACCUGCAUCAUUUUCGUGGGUUUCGCAGUGAUAGCACAACAGUAACAGCUCGGUCAGGUAAUCUUUAUCAGAUUAAUUUUUUUGCUGUGUAAGGGGUCACCUUUUUGUGUAGUUUAACGCCCUUCCAGCUCGCCAGCAAUCAACUCGCAGUGCGAGCUUUCUCUAAUCUACGACCUUCGAGCUUAUUUUUAGCUCUUCCCACACAACUGCGAAAUGCACUCAUCCACCCCGUAACAGUGACUGGAUCUGUCACACAAGGUGUCUUUUCUGAAAGCAGCUUUACAAAGAUGUGUGCCAGCUACUUAUCCAACACAUGGGUACCUCAAGUAACAGUUUGUGGUGUGUGCUUUGUGGAAUUUUAUUAAUUUACUUGGGAAUAAAAAGCUUGUGACUGCAUAGAAAACUUGAGGAGAAAAAUACUAACUGACUCUUUGGUUUUUGGUUAAAAUUUGUAUCAUGCAUUAAGAAUGUCUGUCAUUGUGUAAAAUGUUUGGGACUAAUGUAUUUCUGUUUAAAUUUCAAGACUAAUGCUAGACAACAAAAUGAUUUAUUGCAUACAAUUUUGUUAAAGGGGUGAUAUGUCACUGCUAAAAGGAAUAUUAUUGUUUGUUUUAGAUGCAAUGCAAUGAGUAUACAUGAUUUAAGGUUCAAAAACGCUGUAUUUUCCACAUACCGUGCAUGUUUGUAUGUUCUCUUUGCCCCGCCUCUCUGAAACGCGCAGAUUUUUUACGAAGCUCAAAGCGCUGAAAAGGGAGGUGUUCUAUGAUUGGCCAGUUUGCCAGUGCGUAGUGAUUGGUCGAAUACUGCGAGGGUGUGACGUAAAUGUAACGCCUCUUACCAUAUUUGGAACAUCAGCUUCCAAAGCAAUUGUAUUGACAGGUACGACCACCUUACUUGCGUAUACAUUUGGGGGGUCUUAGUCAUCAUACCACCAACUGACGUAGAUUUUUGGGGUGUGGUUACACGAGGCGUUUCAGGCAGGUCUGGGUGAGCAUUCGCUUUUAGAUAGAAUGGACCUUUUAGCAGUUUUACGUGUCUUAUACAUGCACGGGCAACUUAUAACACACCAAAGACACAGAAAAACACGUAUUCGCGCUGUACGACCCCUUUAAAGGUUUAAUCCAGUGCUUCAGGUGUCUUUGAGUUCUAGCAUCUUUGUGAAAAAUGACUGGACAGUAUUUCAAUUUGUUUGUAUGCCUUGGUAGACCAUAUCUUAGAUGCAAUAAUAGUCUUAGAGAGUGUUUGAUAAGUAAUACAAUUUUGUUGUUCUCCAGAGCACCAGACGGGGGCAGUGCUCACCUGCCUUUCAAGUCCUCCACCCCAAGCUUGUGAAGUGUUAGCAUGGCACAAAAUAACCCUGUGUAGUUUUAUUUCAGUCUGACGAAGUAUAAUUAGCCUGAUAUUGAAGUGAAAUGGUACCAUUAAACUUUUUGACCUUGGUGAUGAA
Molecule: messenger RNA, 4699 nt
Organism: Triplophysa dalaica
Lineage: Eukaryota; Metazoa; Chordata; Actinopteri; Cypriniformes; Nemacheilidae
Gene: myorg
Product: myogenesis regulating glycosidase (putative)
Exons: 3
Coding region: 300-2357 (685 amino acids)
Biological process (GO): carbohydrate metabolic process; skeletal muscle fiber development
Molecular function (GO): hydrolase activity, hydrolyzing O-glycosyl compounds
Source: RefSeq, a predicted model, not a curated record